Branchiostoma belcheri (Belcher's lancelet) is the source of this 3094-nucleotide messenger RNA. RefSeq names its product probable E3 ubiquitin-protein ligase makorin-1. The transcript has 10 exons. Gene Ontology annotation, biological process: protein polyubiquitination. Gene Ontology annotation, molecular function: ubiquitin protein ligase activity; metal ion binding. The record is from RefSeq and is a predicted model, not a curated record. NCBI's taxonomy places the organism in Eukaryota, Metazoa, Chordata, Leptocardii, Amphioxiformes, Branchiostomatidae. Bases 220 to 1479 code for a protein of 419 amino acids.
UAACCCCCUUUAACACCCGGGCACUGUUGCAGACCUCCGCCUAGAUCACAAGAAAAGAAGACAGGACGAGAACAGAAGUACAUGGAUUGUGUGUAACAGCGCUCCUGUCCGACCCAGCUAGCGGGCCGGUCCGUACGGUGUACAUGUCCAGGUUUGCCGGCCAGUGGUCCCCGGGUACGCGGGGAGAGGAGAGUCAGGCGGCGGGGCACCCAAGGAAACAUGGCGGCGGCGGGCGCGCGGGAACAGGCUUGGACCCGGCAGGUUUUGUGCAGGUACUUUGUGAGCGGUAUAUGCAGAUAUGGUGACUCCUGUAGGUACUCACAUGACCAGGCAAACAAGGCUCCGCCCGUGUGCCGCUUUUUCCUGAAGAACCAGUGUGCUUUUGGGGACAAGUGCAGAUUUGCCCAUGUAUCGACUGUUUCAUCAACCCCAGAAGAACCUCGCUCUCCUAGCCCCACAUUCCAACGCAAAGACAGGAAGAGUUCUCUUAAACUGACGGACCUCAAGAGCCAGGAAACCGGUCUGAACCAGACCCUUCCCAGCUCGUCUGACACCAAGUUCACCUGGAGCAAGUGGACUGAAGCAGCUGAGUUUGUACCCGGCCAGCCUUACAGGGGGAAAAUUGGGACAGCAGACGAGGAUGCCUCCAAAGUGGACCUGGAGGAGACCAGGAAGCUGCUGUGUCCGUACGCCAUGAUGGGGUCGUGUCGCUAUGGCGACCGGUGUGUUUACACCCACGGCCUGCUGUGUGAGCUGUGCGGCAGCUACUGUCUGCAUCCGAACGACCAGGCACAGCAGACACAGCACAUGGAGCAAUGUGUGUCGGACCAUGAGAAGGACAUGGAACACUCUUUUGCUGUUGCUCGGAGCAAGGACAUCCAAUGUGGCAUCUGUAUGGAGGUUAUCUGGGACAAGAGUCCUCCGAGCGAGAGACGGUUUGGAAUCCUGUCCAACUGUAACCACCCCUUCUGCCUCAGCUGUAUCCGCAAGUGGCGCAGUGCUCGUCAGUUCGAGAAGAAGAUCGUAAGGUCCUGCCCUGAAUGCCGAGUCAAGUCAGACUUCGUGACCCCCAGUCAGUACUGGGUGGUAGAGUCCGCGGAGAAGACAGAGUUGAUCGGAACAUACAAGGUGGCUCUCAGCAAGAAGCCGUGCAAGUAUUUCAACCAAGGCAAGGGGACCUGUCCGUUUGGCGGCAACUGUUUCUACCUCCACGCUUAUCCUGAUGGCAGGAAGGAAGAGCCCAAACCACCCAGGAAGGUGGGGGGGUCAGAUGGCAGAUUUAGGAUUAUGCAGAACUACAACUUGUGGGACUUCUUCGAACACCGUAGCUCGCGCCACAUGCGUCUGGACGAUGACGAAGAUCACGACGGGGAGAGUGACAUCAGCUGGGCCGACAGCGACGAUUGGCUGGACGAACUGCUCUUCUAUUACUACAGCGGGGGCGACGAUUCGGAGCUCAGUGAUUUUGACGACGACUAGUGUUAAGAUAAUGGAUUUGGAAGGCACUAUACUCUUGUCUGGUGGUGGACUUUGAUGCUUUUCCCCCCCGAAUUCUAGUUUUCUGUCAUCAUAAGGCCACACCAAUUUGAUUUCUUGGUUCUUGGAUUCCGUGCUUCAUUGUUUUUUCUGAUUUGCAGAAAAACAUACAUUUCAAGUUUACUGUUAUCUUGUCUUCCUUUGAUGGACAAAAAUUGGGGUUUAAAGAUGUCAAAAAGUGCAUUGAUUUGAUUUAAAGUUCCAAAUUCAUUUUGUUAGACUAGUAUGUUGACCUUGUGCCUCCUAUAGUAGCAUUUCGGGCUGUCACCUGCUCCAUUGCUUUCCUGCAAAAAUUCAAGAACCAACAAAUCAAAUUGCUGUUGCACAAGACUCAUGUUGCAAGACUGUUACUAUAAAGUGCCACAAACCCUAUUGAAGAUGCAAUGUCAGAUGUAGACAACAUUGUUUCCAAAGAAUACAUCUUUUGAUAUACUAUUUUAUUUUUUCAUGCUGGAUAAGCAAAUUGAACACACAACCAUGCCAACAGGGUCUAUUCUUUGGAGGACAGUGAAGUUUUGACUUGUGCUUGUUGAACUUUAAAGGAAUACUCCACUUCAAAGUUGGGCUUUAAAAUCCCAGAAAAAGCUAAAUUUUUAUGCUUAAUUCCAGCUUGUUUUGUCAAAUUUACCAUAAGUUGAAGUCUGAACCAGCAAGAAGGUUGUAAUGUGCAAGUUCUUGAAACCCCCGAAGGACCCUUUCGAGGGUUUAUACUUUUUGUGUACCUCCCUCUACGUUUGAUAGUCAAUCUACACCUUUCAUAACUUAUAGAACCUACAGUUAGUGAUGGAAAGGUUCCUAAGGGGGUUUUAAGAAUUCUAUCGCUACAUAGCUUGUGCUGCAUUCACGCUUCAACUUAUAGUAAAUUUGACAAACUGGAUUCAUACAUAAAAAAUUACUCUCUGGGAAAUUUUAAUACUCAUUUUGAAGUGGAGUACUCCUUUAAUGUCAAAAUUGUUUUAUGUUUUUGCCAAAUGCUGCUUUCAGAAGAACAAUCAUUACAUUCUACUUUACAAUAGCAAGUAUGCACAACUGUUACCAACAUUUCUGUGUAACAUUUACCCAUAUUAUGUAAGGUAGAAAUAUGUAUGUUCUGAUGCCUUUCUAUAUGAAUGUGUGCAUGAUAAGUAUGGUGUGGUGGUGCAGUAGUAGUAUACUGUGUCCAAAAUAGAGCAUGAAAAUGCGGAGGAUGUGUGUGGUUGUUUGUGAUUGUUCAUCAUGCAAGUUUAAGGAAAUUCUUCGCAUGUUUGUGAUACGAAUACUAGUAGGAUAUAUCAUAUGUAUGGUUGCAAUGUUCACAAAGUAACUAUAAUCAACCAAGUAUACAUGUACAUGUAUUACCUAGUAGAUGGUGUAUAAUAUUGGACAGGUAGGGGAUAUAAUAAUAAUAAAAAUAGUACGUACAAAAAAUGUAUUACCAUUUACCACCAAAGCCUUUCUUUUAUAAACCAAACUUAAAUCACUAUUUGUAACCUUGGUUAGCAUUUGUUUGCUGAACCAGACUUGUAUUAUGAUAUUUUACCUCAUCAAUCUAGAAAUAAACAAGAAAACAUUUGAGCAA